Messenger RNA from Onthophagus taurus, 1411 nucleotides. RefSeq names its product transcription activator GAGA-like. Gene Ontology annotation, biological process: regulation of transcription by RNA polymerase II. Gene Ontology annotation, cellular component: nucleus. Gene Ontology annotation, molecular function: protein binding. Lineage: Eukaryota; Metazoa; Arthropoda; Insecta; Coleoptera; Scarabaeidae. The record is from RefSeq and is a predicted model, not a curated record.
UGUUUAAUAAUCGUAUCGUAUAUCGUACUUUUAUAAAAACAAAGUUGGAAUUGGUGUCUUGUUAAAAAGUGAUUUAUGUAAUAGUGCCAAAUAGAAGUAAAAGUAAAGGUUAUAUUUAGUCCAGAGAAAGUUCAAACAAUUACCCCAUUUAAGUAAUAAACUCAUUCGAAGAUGGCCUCAAAUCCUUUAUAUAACUUAACUUGGGGUGAGUAUGGAACAUCUUUGAUCUCUGCAGUGCAACUUCUUCGCUGUCAAGACGAAUUGGUUGAUGUAACUUUGGCUGCUGGUGGUAGAACUUUUCAUGCACACAAAGUUGUUUUAUGUGCUGCCAGUCCAUUUCUUUUGGAUCUACUCAAAAGCACAUCUUGUAAACAUCCUGUAGUGAUGUUAGCCGGGGUUCAAGCUUCCGAUUUAGAAGCACUUUUGGAAUUUGUGUAUCGAGGUGAAGUCAGCGUGGAUUCUAGUCAAUUACCAUCAUUGCUACAAGCAGCUCAUUGUUUAAAUAUACAAGGAUUAUCUCCUGCUCAAUCAGAAAGUGUAAAUAGCUUAAAAACUACACCAAAUAAAACCCAAGAAUUGACUCAGUCUCAAGCAACUCAAAGUAGUCAGGAAGAUGAGAACGUUUUGAGAAGAAAAAAACGAGCUAAAAGACCUAGAAGUCCUUCUUUACAAACUCAAACAGCGAAAUGGUCGAAAGUUUACGUCCAAACAGAUGGAAACAAUGUUUUAGUUAAUAAUGAAGAUAAUUUGUCUCCUUCUUGGUCUCAACAAAUGAAUCUAGUCAAUGUAACAACAGCAACUUCUCCUAUUACAAGUUUACCAAUUCAAACUCCUAUUCUUGUACAAAAUAUACCGGUAUCGAUAAAUAAUAAUACAUCGGGUACAACUCCACCUAAAAUUCGAGGUGCUUCCGAUCAGCCAGGUUCUUGCCCUUUGUGUGGUGCAAUGUUAAGGCAAGCAAGAAAUUUACGUAGACAUCUUAUAACGAGUUGCAAAUAUCGUAGUUUAGGAACUCAGCCUUCUCAACACAUAGAAAGAACUUCGAAUGGAACUCUCCAUCAAUUACAAACGAUACCUUUGCACAACGUAGAGAGGGUCACACAAAAUAUCGAACGAAUUGAUAGUAAACAAAUGGCUUUAGCUCCAAUUUCUUGUAAUGAUUUAUUGCCAUCAACGUCUAGUAUUAUUACAAUGGCUUCAAGUAUGCAAUAAUAAGGUUAUUAUUGAACAUGGUUUAGGAAAUGAUUUGUGAUUAAAAUGGUGAUUAACGGACGGUUUAUAAGGUUUAAUAUUCGCUUUAUGUAAAGGGAUGUAAUAAGUAAAUAAUUUAAGUUUUAUAGAUGUAUAUAUUUGUAUGUUAACUAAGUUGAUAUAAUUUUAUUGUUACAAAUAAAACGAAAAUAACGUAAAA